Morus notabilis is the source of this 1049-nucleotide messenger RNA. RefSeq lists its product as uncharacterized. Bases 114 to 791 code for a protein of 225 amino acids. The transcript is spliced from 7 exons. The record is from RefSeq and is a predicted model, not a curated record. NCBI's taxonomy places the organism in Eukaryota, Viridiplantae, Streptophyta, Magnoliopsida, Rosales, Moraceae.
AAUAACCGACCGCGCAAAGAGAAAAAAACUGGAGAGAAAGAGAGAGCUGUUGUCUGGAGAGAGAGAGAGAGAGAGAGAGAGAGAGAGAGAGCUGUUGUCUGCAGAGCAGAGCAAUGGCUUCCAUGGCGUCCCCAAGCUCCUACUGUUACAACAUCUUCCACAACAAAGCUCAGAAUGUUUCGAAAGUUCCUCGAAUUCUACUCUCUCACCAACCACAACAGCCCAAAUCCCUUCAGAGCAACCACGAACUCCCUGCAGUCCCCGACCCAGUUACUCGAAGGGAAUUAAUACUAAGGAGCAGCGAAUUGGCGGUGGUCGGAGCCAUCUUCAACUUCAGUGGGAAAAAGCCUGAUUACCUUGGUGUGCAGAAAAACCAACCGGCUUUGGCUCUCUGUCCAGCUAGUAAAAAUUGCAUUUCCACCUCUGAAAGUGUUGCUGAUCUUACCCAUUACGCCCCACCCUGGAACUACAAUAGUGGCCGGAAAAAGCCAGUGAGCAGAGAAGUGGCAAUGGAGGAACUUCUUCAAGUGAUAAAAUCAUCAAAACCAGACAAAUUUACUCCACGGAUAGUGGAGACGAAAGAUGACUAUGUGCGAGUGGAAUACCAGAGUCCCAUUCUUGGGUUGGUGGAUGAUGUCGAGUUUUGGUUUCCGCCGAGUAAGGAUUCGACGGUGGAGUAUCGGUCUGCGUCGCGGCUGGGAAAUUAUGAUUUUGAUUACAACAGAAAGAGAAUCAAGGCACUGCGACAAGAGUUGGAAAAGAAAGGAUGGGCUUCUCAGGAUACCUUCUGAAGGACCCUUUGCCAUACAGUUAAGAGGAUCAAAUAACAUCGAGUUUUAAAAUCACUAUUUUUCAGAGAAUACGCAGGGAAAAUUGACAUGUAAUCGUUCAAUAGUUUUUGUUACAAUGAAUAAUUUACACAAUUCCGUUUCCCUCUAAAGCAAUUGGACUAAGAUGACAUGGGAGAACUAUUGUCCUCACUCCUCAGUACGUUAAAAAGUGGGGCCACGAGUGUCAAUUGGCAGGGUGGUUUUUUUAUUUUCUAUUUU